Molecule: messenger RNA, 948 nt
Organism: Tripterygium wilfordii
Lineage: Eukaryota; Viridiplantae; Streptophyta; Magnoliopsida; Celastrales; Celastraceae
Exons: 2
Coding region: 159-632 (157 amino acids)
Source: RefSeq, a predicted model, not a curated record
CUUCACGAGGAGGUGGAGAAGAAUUAAAAAAUUAAAAAAAACCAAAUUGCUUUUCUUCUUCUCUACUCAAUACCUUCUCAGCUUCCCUCUCACCAAAGCUUCCCCCCUCUCUCUCUGUGCUUCUCUUCCUCUCUCAGGGUCUUUGGAAUUGAAGCUAUAUGUUUGGUUUUGGGGAAGAGCUUACAAUAGACAGCUACAGAGUUCCAUGGCUGAUAUGGAUCCAACUACUGGUGCUCUUCCUCCUCCUCUUCCUCCUCUAUUGUUUCAGUGUCUUCACUUCAGACUUCCCCGACGACGCCACCACCGGUACCUCCUCAGCUUCCCCUUCCAUGUCUAAUUUGGGGGAACCGAUUGUCAAUAAGCACGGUACAACAGCUGUUACAAGUCGCAUACAAAAUUUUCAGGUAGGAGAGAUCCAAAGCAUGAAAGGAGAGAUAGCGACGAGCACGAGCAGAAGAAUAGUGAGAGGAGACAUUGCAGAAAUGGAGGGCUCUCCGGCAAAGAACGCAACUCUUUUGUUUCUCCAUCCAUGCCACUACUUUAGGCUUGCUAGAUGGGCAUUCCUCAAAUGUUUUGGUAUUGACUUCGACUCUGAGAAUUCUACAACAGGAGAAAAUAGAAAAGAUAGAUAACAUAUCAUCAUUGAUCGUUCUUCAUCUUCUCUUCCUCUCGCAAGUGUAAAUGUUGAUUGUUAAGGUAGCUUGAAAGGUGUGUACUGGAGAAUGAUGAUGCCGCUAGUCCCGGUAAUCCAGGCCUUGAACAAAAGAUAUGCAAAGCAAUGAAGAUGGUGAUUCUUCUGCCGUAAAAGGUAAGGACCAUGUAAAACUAGGUUUUCUAGAUACAUAUCUUACACACACGGCCAUUUCAUUCAUAUCAUACCAAUUCCAUUCGACAAUGUGAAAUAACAUCCGGAAUCCUCACCGUCCUAAUAUUAAUUUUUUUCCCAGA